Astyanax mexicanus (Mexican tetra) is the source of this 1488-nucleotide messenger RNA. RefSeq names its product RALY RNA binding protein like (gene ralyla). Gene Ontology annotation, cellular component: nucleus. Bases 97 to 975 code for a protein of 292 amino acids. The record is from RefSeq and is a predicted model, not a curated record. The transcript is spliced from 9 exons. NCBI's taxonomy places the organism in Eukaryota, Metazoa, Chordata, Actinopteri, Characiformes, Acestrorhamphidae. Gene Ontology annotation, molecular function: RNA binding.
UGCUGCUGGUGGAUGGGGGUGAAGUGGAUGGUGUAUUAAAGCUGAUCCUCCGCGUGUCUGAGCUCGUGUCUCCGCUCGGACUCCAGAGAGAGGAGGAUGACUGGCAAGACUCAGACCAGCAACGUGACGAAUAAGACGGACCCUCGCUCGCUCCACUCCAGAGUCUUCAUAGGGAAUCUCAACACCACCGUGGUCAAGAAAUCUGAUAUUGAGCUUAUCUUCGCAAAGUAUGGCAAAAUCACAGGCUGCUCUGUGCACAAGGGAUUCGCCUUUGUGCAGUACGCCAGCGAGAGGAACGCCCGCUCUGCUGUGGCCGGGGAGAACGCCAGGGUCAUCGCUGGACAGCCUCUGGAUAUCAACAUGGCAGGAGAACACAGACUCUACAGACCAAAAGUGGGACUGAAGAGGCCCCUCACAGCUUUGUACAGCAGCUACGGGUUUGACUACGACUUCUACAGGGAAGAUUUCUACGGCAGGCUGCUGGAUUUUCACGGGCGGGUGACUGUUCCGCCUCGGGCCGUAUUCCCUGUGAAGCGCUCCCGUGUGCUAGGACCCUCAACACGCAGACUGAAGCCUUCUCCGCCCUCCAGAGGCUCUUCAUCUUUCUCUCACACAAGAUCACUGAGCUCCAGCUCCUCCUGCUCCAGCACUAAGGUAAAGUCGGAUCAGCUGCUGACCAUCAAGCGAGAGCUUUCUCAGAUCAAGACCAAGAUAGACUCUUUGCUGGGCUGGGUGGAGAAGAUGGAGAGGCAGCAUUUAGUGGAGACAGUUUCCCAUAGAAAGUGUGAUGAUGUCUAUCCAUCUCUGCAUAAUGAGACAGCCCGUCGCUCCACAGAGGAAGUGCGCGGGGCGCAUUUGGAGAGAGAGUGCGGUGAAAUGACAGACAGAGAUGAAGAUGAUGAUGACGAUGAUGACUUUGAUGACGAAGGCAAUGAUAAACUGAUGGAAAACCUCUCAUCUGAUGUGGACAACUGAAUACGGUUGGAAUUUUUAAGCCGACUUUUUAAGAGCAUUUGAAGACCCCUAUGACAGUCUUUUCAUCUCAGAAGGAUUGCUCUUCUAAUCCUGGAAGAACGUAUGGCUGGCGCAAUAUGCAAGCUCAAGAAAAACAACAGCACCACAUCAUGGAGUUUGAUAUGGGUUGUAUUUGCAACAGUGUUCCUUACUAGCAUUUUGUAUACAUAAGUACCAUUCAAUUUUAUAACUGAAAAACAAACCAGUAUGUAUUUAAUUUGCUACAAACAACAUUUGUACACGUAUGUGCCAGUAUGUCCAUGUACCCGUAUGCAUUCAUGUGUUAUUAAAUUAUUUAACUGUUGUGUUUUGCUCAGUGUUUUGCUGAAUGAUCACUUUGAACAUUUUAUUAAACAACUGUGAAUAAAAUAUUCUUCAUUAUGCCCUCUUGAGUAUUUAUCAUGAUAUGCUAAGAAGGUUAUUUUGGACACACUAUUAUGCAUCUAAAACUGUAUAUGACUCCUACCUAAAAAU